AUGGUGAAGCUGGGGAGUAAUUUGAGUGACAAGAACAGCAAACAACCAUCCAAUGAAGAUGGUUUUCAGACAGUUCCUUUGAUCACACCCUUGGAAGUAAAUCAUCUGCAGUUCCCAGCUCCGGAAAAGGUGAUUGUGAAAACAAGAACAGAAUAUCAGCCUGACCAGAAGAACAAAGGAAAACUCAGGGUGCCAAAAAUUGCUGAAUUCACAGUCAGUUUCACUGAUGGCGUAACAGAAAGAUUAAAGGUCACUAUUCUCAUAAGUCUGGCUCUUGCGUUCCUUGCCUGCAUAGUCUUUCUUGUGGUAUACAAAGCCUUUACUUAUGAUCACAGUUGCCCAGAUGGAUUUGUUUAUAAGCAUAAGAGAUGUAUCCCAGCCUCCCUGGAUGCCUAUUACUCAGCACAGGAUUCCAAUUCCCGGGGCAGAUUCUAUACUGUCAUAAGCCAUUACAGCAUGGCUAAGCAAACCAGCUCACGGUCUGUAUCGCCCUGGCUUUCUUCGGGAUCGGUAAACCAUGAAGCCAAGGCUGCCAAGACAGAAGGCCAUUAA
Messenger RNA from Emys orbicularis (European pond turtle), 552 nucleotides. It is a transcript of the gene NSG2, whose product is annotated as neuronal vesicle trafficking associated 2. Lineage: Eukaryota; Metazoa; Chordata; Testudines; Emydidae. Bases 1 to 552 code for a protein of 183 amino acids. Gene Ontology annotation, cellular component: endosome; membrane. Gene Ontology annotation, molecular function: clathrin light chain binding. The transcript has 4 exons. The record is from RefSeq and is a predicted model, not a curated record. Gene Ontology annotation, biological process: G protein-coupled dopamine receptor signaling pathway; endosomal transport; clathrin coat assembly.